AUGGCUGCCGCCGUGUCUCCCAAAGCUGCCCUCGCAGUUCCCUCCAGCGAACCCAAGAAGCUCUCCGGUCUUGACCUCUACAGCAGAUUCGCCUUCGCUGGUGCUGUAUGUUGUUCAGUCACCCACGGCGCUCUCACUCCUGUCGAUGUCGUCAAGACCAGAAUCCAACUCGAUCCCGUCACCUACAACAAUGGCAUGAUUGGUGGUUUCAGAAAAGUCAUCCAAAAUGAGGGUGCAGGUGCUCUGUUGACCGGUGUUGGACCAACAUUCGCCGGUUAUUUCCUUCAAGGAGCAUUCAAGUUCGGAGGUUACGAGUUCUUCAAGCAACAGUCGAUCAACUUCCUUGGUUAUGAGGCUGCCUCAAACAACCGAACUGCUGUCUACCUCGCCUCCUCGGCCGCCUGUGAAUUCUUCGCUGACAUUGCCCUCUGCCCUCUCGAGGCCACGCGUAUUCGACUUGUCUCCGAACCCACCUUCGCCUCCGGCCUCGUCUCUGGGUUUAGCAAGAUCUUGACCACGGAAGGUGUGGGUGCUUUCUACAGUGGUUUUGGUCCCAUCCUGUUCAAGCAGGUCCCCUACACCAUGACCAAGUUCGUCGUCUACGAGAAGGUUGCCGAAGCGAUCUUCCGUCAAAUCGACAAGAACACUGCUUCCGAUGGUACCAAGACGGCGGUCAACUUGGGCUCUGGUCUCAUCGCUGGCUUCGCCGCGGCCAUUGUCUCCCAACCCGCCGACACUAUGCUCUCCAAGAUCAACAAGACCAAGGGUCUCCCCGGUGAAAGCACGACCGGCCGAUUGAUCAAGAUCGCCAAGGAACUUGGUCUCCGUGGUAGCUACGCCGGUAUCGGUGCUCGGUUGGUCAUGGUUGGUAUUUUGACUGCUGGUCAGUUCGCCAUCUACGGUGACAUCAAGCGCGUAUUGGGUGCGACCGGAGGCGUCGAAAUCGCGAAAUAA
Rhinocladiella mackenziei CBS 650.93 is the source of this 954-nucleotide messenger RNA. RefSeq lists its product as uncharacterized. Gene Ontology annotation, biological process: mitochondrial phosphate ion transmembrane transport. Gene Ontology annotation, molecular function: phosphate transmembrane transporter activity. The coding region runs from base 1 to 954 and encodes 317 amino acids. Lineage: Eukaryota; Fungi; Ascomycota; Eurotiomycetes; Chaetothyriales; Herpotrichiellaceae. The transcript has 4 exons. The record is from RefSeq and is a predicted model, not a curated record. Gene Ontology annotation, cellular component: mitochondrial inner membrane.